AUGCGAAGUAUUAGCGGAAUUGGUAAAUUUAUAGAAACGUCAUCCAAAGUUAUGGAACAAGUAAAUGUCAUUGGAUCUUUCAUACCUCUUAUAUCUUUAAUAUCUGAAUUAACAAAAGAAAUAGUAGAAACUUAUGAAAAUGCUCAGUAUAAUAAAAAAACCUGUGAAGUAUUAGUUAAUCGAAUUGAAGCUGCGGAAGUUACGCUUAAAAUAUUAAUUAGAGAAAAAGAUGAAAAUCUUCUUAGUCAAGGUUAUAGUAAAUCUCUUGAUAAAUAUGUAAAUUGUUUAAAAGAUAUUAGAGAUUUUUGUAAUGAUAUUACUCAAUUAUCAAAAUUUAAAAAAUUUUAUACAAGUGGAAGUAUUAAAGAAAAAUUUCGUGAGAUUAUUGAAGAAUUUGAUAAUUGUUCAAGAGAUUUAAAUUUAGCAAUAACUAUUACUACAAAUGAACAGAUGAAUAAAUAUUUAUCAUUUUUACAUCUUGAUAUGAUUGAAAUGAUGAAAUUUUUGGAUAAUAUUGAAGGACUAUUGAAAAUAGAACUAAAAAAUUCGUCUCUAAUACCAAUGAAAUUCAAUUUCAAAAUCAGGAAAUCAUUUUUAAAAUAA
Molecule: messenger RNA, 603 nt
Organism: Rhizophagus irregularis DAOM 181602=DAOM 197198
Lineage: Eukaryota; Fungi; Glomeromycota; Glomeromycetes; Glomerales; Glomeraceae
Biological process (GO): cell surface receptor signaling pathway; protein phosphorylation
Molecular function (GO): ATP binding; protein serine/threonine kinase activity
Source: RefSeq, a predicted model, not a curated record